CAUUGAUUGCGAUGAUGAAUAGAAUCAGUCCUCUCAGUUUAUGUUCUUUUAACUAAGAUUUGCUAACAAGGAACUGCGGGGAUAGUUCGUUGGAUUGAUUAACCCUAUGUAGCCCUAUUGGUCUAAUCCAAUUGGUACCAUCAGAUUCUCUAGUAAUUUAAAUGACCGCUAGGCGAAUUGUCAAGUUGUGAUAGUUCAUUGGUGACAAGUUGGAUUUGACAAGUUGUGUUAUAAACUUAGACCUGUUGCUGAAGUGUGAAUUCCAUGAGGAUUAUGUAACGUGCCUGGGAGUCUGAGACAAACUCUGGAACAAUGCUGACCUGCAUGGAGAGCUGGAGCCAGCCCUGGAGCCGGAUGUUUUACCUGCUGUCACCUGUCCUGCUGUUGCUGACACAAGUGGUGAGUCACCAGUCCGACACGGUCAAGCCUGUCCACGUCAGUGUUGCCAGCAAGAACGUCACAGUGGUCACCGGAAGUACAGCCGUGCUGCCGUGCUCUGUGGAUUUCCUCGGUCACUACAAGGUGGUGUGGAUGCUGGACAAAAAGGUGUACACCCUGGAGGAGAAGCGCAUCAUCACAGACGACAGGGUCAGCCUAGAGAGGCCGUACACCAAGGAGUGGAACCUGCACAUCCGCAAGGUCGAGCCCAACGACUCGGGGACGUACCACUGUCAGAUCAACACCAACCCUAUACAGGUCAGGCCUGUCCAGCUCAUUGUCCAUGAGCCACCAAAGAUCAUCGACCACCUAUCCACGCCAACCAAAGUCUUCGUCAGAGAAGGCGACACGGUGGAAUUGGUGUGUAACGUUACGGGAAUUCCCGCACCGACUGUGACGUGGCACCGCGUCAAGAGCGAACACAGGCACGGCGAUGAGGAUAGAGGAUCAAAACCAAACCUGGGCAACCCGGGGGAGGUGCUGGUGAUCCACAACGUGUCCAGGUACUGUGACGACAAGUACGAGUGUGUGGCCUUCAAUGGGGUCGACCCUGUGGCUGUGAGGGAGAUUGACGUCAACGUCCAGUUCGCCCCAGAAGUGAGGCUGCCCAACAAAAAAAUCGGCCAGGUCCGGGGCAAGCAGACGAUCCUGGAGUGUGACAUCACAGCCGUACCCCACCAGUACAACGUCUGGCGGCGGUACGGCAGGGACAUCUCCAGGAACCCCCGGUACACGACGGAGGUGUUCCCCGAGGACGAGAAGGUCACUAUCACCCUCAAGGUCGUGCCCUUGGCUGACGAGGACUAUGGGGAGUACGAGUGCUUCGCCAGUAACUCUUUGGGGAACGAUUCAGAAACCAUGAUCUUACACGAGCUACCAAAACCUGAUUCUAAGACGACAACAACGCCGAGACCGACCUGGGGUGAGAACUUGGAGGAACGCAGCAACCAGGAGCACUACAGCGAGACUCAUUCGUGGGGAUCUAACAAUCAGGGGAAAGAUCGUCAACCCAAUCAUCGAAAGGAUGGAGGAGAUAACCCAACAUUUGACGUCAAAGAUUCCAAGAUCGGAUCCGUGAUUUCAGAUCCACAAGAUGACGGAUACAACACAGCCGUCAGCGUCAAGCCGUGGAAUGCGUGGACAGCGGUCACCAUGGUGAUAACAGCGUUACUGUUGUGUACAAGAUAACAACGUCGUUCAGCGCCACCAUUACGUCACUUCCUGCGCGUCCUCUAACUGUGGGUACAUCGACGGUUUACCUUCUGAUAAAUCCUCCAGCAUAUAACAAACCCUGUUAUUUGUAAUACACCAAGUUAAACAGUUGAUGCUUGUAUUUAACAACGUAGCGUCAUAUCCAACAAGUCCAUAUACAAAUUGUAUUUCAUACACAUAAAUCGAUCUAGUUAAUUUAUUGGGACUUCGAUCUUUGGUCGACUUGAGGUUUCAAAUAUAUUUUGAUAAAUUAAAAUGUACAUUUCAUAUGUCAUAAUGUCACGAUUUAUCAUCGUUUUAACUAUCGCCAAUUGUGAAUAUGCAUUGUGCGUCUAGUAUUUGUACUAUGUAUUCAGACCUUUUAAAGGUAUAUGGAGGAGAAAAACAUUUUAAAAUAUUGCAAUAUUCGCAUGGUAACUUUUUCCGUUAGUCGAAUGUUUUCCUUAGCUUUUACAUUCACGUAGUGAUUUCAUUUCUGUGAUCUACAUCUUAUUCUCCUGUGUUCAACUUCUUAAUGUCAUAUCUACGUCAUGUUUUAUCAAAGUCAUGUGUGAUAUAUGUCAUAUGUGAUUUAAGUCGUGUAUGCCUGUGAUCUACGUCCUGUGUGAUCUACGUCAUGAGAUCUACGUCCUGUGUGAUCUACGUCCUGUGUGAUCUACGUCAUAUGUGAUCUAUGUCAGGUGUGAUCUACGUCCUGUGUGAUCUACGUCAUGUGUGAACUACGUCAUGUGUGAUCUACGUCCUGUGUGAUCUACGUCAUAUGUGAUCUAUGUCAGGUGUGAUCUACGUCAUAUGUGAUCUACGUCAUGUGUGAUCUACGUCCUGUGUGAUCUGUCAGGUGUGAUCUACGUCAUAUGUGAUCUACGUCAUGUGUGAUCUACGUCCUGUUUGAUCUACGUCCUGUGUGAUCUACGUCAUAUGUGAUCUACGUCCUGUGUGAUCUACGUCCUGUGUUAUCUACGUCCUGUGUGAUCUACGUCCUGUGUGAUCUACGUCAUGUGAUCUACGUCCUGUGUGAUCUACGUCAUGUGUGAUCUACGUCAUGUGUGAACAAAGUCCUGUGUGAUCUACGUCCUGUGAUCUACGUCCUGUGUGAACUACGUCAUGUGAUCUACGUCCUGUGUGAUCUACGUCCUGUGUGAACAAAGUCCUGUGUGAUCUACGUCAUGUGAUCUACGUCAUGUGUGAUCUACGUCCUGUGAUCUACAUCCUGUUUAAUCUACGUCCUGUCUGUGUAUUUGAGUUAGAAUAAGACCUGGUGAUAGUACAAUGUACGGCCAUCUUUAAUUCACUUGUUUUCAUGCUAUUGUCUGUCUGUUAUCUUUUAUUGAACUCGCUCAAUUACAACUUGUCCAUGUCGUGUUUUUUUUUUUUUUCUGGUGAUCAUUUCUUCGCCCUGUAGUUAUCUGUGUUAAAGGUAGGAAUAGCACUGCCUGCAUUAUCAAUAACACACCAAUCAUUUAAACUGAUUAUUUAAAACAUGUAAAGGCCGUUGUUGGUUCAUGUAUAAACAGAAGUGUCUCUUUUAUGCUGAAGCUAUUACAUUAGUUUUGAGGCUAUAGAAAACGUUAUUGAAUCAUUAGUGUUAUAAGUGUUAUCAAAGAUUCACUUGGGCUUUACUGAGUGCCGAUACCAACACAGAUUGUCUGAUCUUGAUCAUACAGAUAGCCCGCUGAUAGCCCACAGAUAGCCCGCUGAUAGUCCAUUGAUAGCCCACUGAUAGCCCACUGAUAUCCCAUUGAUAGCCCACUGAUAGCCCACUGAUAUCCCAUUGAUAGCCCACUGAUAGCCCACUGAUAUCCCAUUGAUAGCCCACUGAUAGCCCACUGAUAUCCCAUUGAUAGCCCACUGAUAGCCCACUGAUAGUCCAAUGAUAGCCAACUGAUAGCCCACUGAUAGCCCACUGAUAUCCCAUUGAUAGCCCACUGAUAGUCCAUUGAUAGCCCACUGAUAGCCCACUGAUAGUCCAUUGAUCAGCACAACUGCCCAACAUCUAAAUAAUGAGAUCUAACAUGACCGAACUUGUUUAUUGUGAAAACGGAUACUUCAGUCAUGCGCAAGAUAGACUUCUUUCUUGGGGCAUAGUUCAACCAAUCAUAGCUCUUUAUUUUGUGUGAACUCUUCUCUAACCUACUGUUAGUCACAAUGGUAUUAUACAGCUGUGUUUUGUCACAUUGUAAUUAUUUUAUCACAACGUAACUUUGUUUUGCUACAAUAUAACUGUGUUUUGUCACAAUGGAACUAUUUUAUCACAACGUAACUGUGUUUUGUCACAAUGUAACUGUAACUGUUUUAUAACAACGUAACUGUGUUUUGUUACAACGUAACUGUGUUUUGUCACAUUGUAACUAUUUUAUCACAACGUAACUUUGUUUUGCUACAAUAUAACUGUGUUUUGUCACAAUGGAACUGUUUAAUCACAAUGUCACUGUGUUAUGUCACAAUGUAACUAUUUUGUCGUAACUGUGUUUUGUUACAAUGUCACUGUGUUAUGUCACAAUGUAACUAUUUUGUCGUAACUGUGUUUUGUUACAAUGUAACUGUGUUUUGUCACAAUGGAACUGUUUAAUCACAAUGUCACUGUGUUAUGUCACAAUGUAACUAUUUUGUCGUAACUGUGUUUUGUUACAAUGUAACUGUGUUUUGUCACAAUGUAACUGUGUUUUGUUACAAUGUAACUGUGUUUUGUCACAAUGGAACUGUUUUAUCAUAAUGUAACUUUGUUCAAAUGUAGUCACGUAUAUUUGGUUGAAAUGUUUCACUAAAAUGUGUUUCUGUGUUCAAUGAAACUAUCGCCCUGUCCUGUAGAAAUGUUUCACUAAAAUGUGUGUCAGUCUGUGUUCAGUGAAACUAUCGCCCUGUCCUGUAUUUAGAGUCGCAUUUCUCUAUGGCCUGUGGCUUAUUUUACUCUUGUAUUUAUGAACCAAUAGUUGGAUGUUUCUAGAAGAUUGUUGAUUUAUUCAUAUGGUUUGAUGAAAGUUUCUAUACUAUGUUUUUGUGUAAAUAAAUGUCGUUAAUUCGAUUAAAAGCAUUACAUUUAACGAAGCUAAUCAGCCCCUUCAUUGCAUCAAUAUUUUAUUUAAGAGAUUGUCCCUGAAAAACUAAUUGAUUGAAAUACAUGAAUAAUUUCUGACACAAAAUACACGCUAAUUUUAACGAGAAAGCGGGCUUUAAUAAGAUAGGGUAAAAAGCAAAUGCCAGAAGUCGCUGAGGGGGGGGGGUAGAUGGGGAGAACUAAGGAUAGGUUGUGGGUUUGUGUACAUAAUGAAUAGGAGGCAUUAUGGCUCAGAUGAUAACCUACACUGUUUUGCCUGCAGACACUUAUUUGACUAUUAGUUUAAAACAAUGAACAGCUAAACAUUCAAGAUACAAAAUGCAACAUGUAAAAACGUUGAGGGGUGGGUGUCUGCACGACCAUCCUCAAUUGUCAGCUUUUGUGGGAUUUUAACAGCUGUUUACUUUUUGCCCACGUACCCAAAAAAUGUCACCAAAAAAUAGCGUCAGGCUAAGUUAGGCUUCGACAUCCUGCCCUAAAACAUGGGUCUAAUGAGGAAAUGAAAUGCUUCUCAUCUCUUUAAUUAUCUUUUAGUGGCGUAGGUAGGGAGUGUAAAAAAAAAGGGUUUGAGGGGCAGGGAGCCUCUGUCUUAUCUUUUAUCUUUAAAUUGCAUGAAAAUAUUGUUGGCUGUCGGUUAUCAGAUUCCCGCCAAAUUGUGGAUAAGUUAAAAUCGGCUACGGUUCCGGAAGGAUUAGGUUUCUAGAUCUAUCAAUUUUUUUUUUAAAGUUUUAAUCAAUACAACUAUAAAUGCUGUAGGUAUCCGCUUAAAUUUAUUUGUUUAAAAAGUUAAAUUAUUAACGCAAAAAUAUUGACAUAUUCUUUAAUUCACUUUAAAAUUAAAUUUAUUUCAUUAUUUAGCUAUAUCAGAAAGAAAAAAAAUCCCAGUUUAACCCCCCUCCUCCCCCUCUAUUCAUUAUUCUUGAACACACGUCAAACCCACCCUCCCGCCUCCGUGCGUGACGUCAUUUAUGGAAGACCCCAACAAGUUAUUCAACAUAUCUUGGUACAAUCAUUCAUCAAUGUUGGAACCUUGUCACAGCCCAUACAUUUCCAUUCUGCUGAUACAUUUAUAUGUCGUGUAAAAUAGAAUGAUAGGUCAACCGAAAGAUAUCAUUAACAUAUUUCUCCUAUUAUACGUCAUUGUCGACAUGAACUCAGCUCAAACUUAACAAUAAAUGGAGACGACCUUCAACCCAUGAACCAGAUUGCCAAGUGCUGUGUUCUAUAGUUCUAUUGUGUUAGUUUAGCGGCUUCGCAUAAAAUCAAACUGUUGCGAGGUGGUGUAUAAUAUUCGCUUGCAGUAUAAAAAAAAAGCUCAUCGUGCAUGAAGGGAAACAACUGUAAUUUUUCUAAUAAUGAGUUAUCUAUCAAUCACACAACUUAUGCCAGUCAAUGUAUUAUUAUUUGUGUAUAUAGUAUUAUAUACGAUUGUGCGCGUUUAUUUCAAACUUUUAUCUUAAUAAUAAUAAAAAUGUCAAGUUAUAUAGCCUCAAUUAUUUUAACUUUGUACAAUUUGUUCUAUUUAAUUUAAUAGCCGCGUAAUUAAUUAAUAAAAUAGUAGGGCCUAAUAUAACUUAUUUGAUUUGAAUCCUUAGGGCUUAGGCCAACUACAUUUUUGUACCUUUUCAUUUUAGAAAAUGAACCUAAAAUUUACGUUUCUGUUUACUGUUUGUUUCUGGAUGUGUAAAACCUCACUCAACGAAUACUCAAAUAGUGCUGUUGUGGGCACAAUUAUUUAUCAACACUUGGUUUGAAACAAACACAUUACACCACAAUGGCAGUAACAAGAAACACAAUGCUAGUCAAGUUGAAACAACCAGGAAUUUAUAGCCUAUUGCUUUCGUUUACUGUUUUAUUUCCCUUACAUUAAAUCACUACAUUUUCUUUACAUCAACAGUGCUUGAUUUUAAUUAUUCUUAUGUAGAUCAGAACAGCAAGUAAUUUAAGAUCUUGAACAAUAAUCUCAAUUUAUUGUAUUACUACUUUUAGAAAUGAUGACUGUUUUUGUGCACGAAUUUAUAUCAAUAUAUAAAACUUAGUAGGAAAAUGUUACAAAUGUUUGCGUUUCUGAAAUUAUUAAAUUUAAAUAUACCGGUAAUUUAUAUAUUGUACAAUUAAAACCAUUCUUUUUUUUAAUUCCAAGAAUAUUAUUAGUGUAAAUUGAAACUAUUAAAUUAAGUCUCUGUGCUGCUUUCAAAAGUACGAUAAUUUUUUACCGAUCCUUUUUGUAUUUACUUUCAAUAAACUACAAAUUUUCAUUAAAACUCGAUGCCACUGACAAAAUCUUUUGAAUGUGUACUAUAAAAAGCAGUUCAAUCAUGAUGUAUUAAAUUAAAUGUAACAUUGUAAACUCAUGGUGAUCAAGUUUUUAAAUAAACACAACUUUUUAAAAUGCUGAUUUUUAAAAAUGCUGUCCACAAGUAAUAAAUUGUCAUUCAUCAUUAUAUUAAACAGUAGUUUUCAUUGUAACUGAUCAAAUUGUCAUACGGUAUGCAAGAGGAUGGUGUGUCAGAGUAUUUUUCCAAUUCAGCUUAAAUUGACAUUACAGUUUUUUAAACAUUUGUUAUACAUGAGAAACUGAAGCAUUUAAAAACAUUUUAACUCCCCAGAAAUAACUAGCUUUAGGAUAGGUAGUUUGAUUUCAAAUGAUCCGUAUGUAUGUAUAUAUUCAAGCUUACAAUAUUUAAU
Messenger RNA from Physella acuta, 7393 nucleotides. Its product is annotated as limbic system-associated membrane protein. Gene Ontology annotation, cellular component: neuron projection. NCBI's taxonomy places the organism in Eukaryota, Metazoa, Mollusca, Gastropoda, Physidae. The record is from RefSeq and is a predicted model, not a curated record.